Molecule: messenger RNA, 1218 nt
Organism: Cetraspora pellucida
Lineage: Eukaryota; Fungi; Glomeromycota; Glomeromycetes; Diversisporales; Gigasporaceae
Source: the annotation of a GenBank genome assembly
AUGAGAGACCACCCUGAGCUGUCAUUUCGCACUCUCCAAAAGUUAUCAGAAGCACAAGCACAAAAGGCCAAUAUGACAAUUGUAAAAGAUUAUUUUGAAAAACUUGGUAAAAUCAUUAAUGAACAUUCACUUACCACUGCACAGAUUUGGAAUAUGGAUGAAACUGGUUUCAUCCUUAUUCCCAAAUCUGAAAAAGUUAUUGCACAAAAAGGUGCAUGCCAGGUUCACAAAGUCAUACAUGAAAACACUACUGAACAUAUUUCAGUAAUACCUACAAUUUCAGCUGCUGGUUCAUCUAUACCACCUUUAUUUAUUUAUAAAGGUGUUCGUACAAUUUCUGGUCUAUUAGAAGGUGCACCUCCUAGAGCUGUUAUGGGUUUUACAGAUACUGGGUAUAUGCGUGAGGAUCUUUUUCAAAUGUACCUAGACCAUUUUAUUAAUUUUAUCUCAUCUAUUCGACCAGUCUUGUUAAUACUCGAUGGCCAUAAAAGCCACAUUAACUAUAUGAGUGUAGGCUUUUGUCACCAAAAUAAUAUCCUUCUCUUUGCUCUACCAACUCAUAUGAUACAUAUUUUACAACCAUCUGAGAUUCCAUUUGCGAAAUUAAAAAAAGGAUAUAGUAAAGCAUAUGAUAAGUAUCAUACUAAUAAUGGUAAAACAGUAACUAAGCAUACCUUCGCAGAGAUUUUUGGUCCCAUUUUUAUUGAAACCUAUACACCACUAGCAAUUUGCAACGCCUACAGAACUACUGGCAUAUGGCUAUUUAAUCCUAGUGCGAUUAGUGAUGAUUGUUUAGACCCUUUUCUAUUAACUGAACAAUUUAAUGAACCGGCCGACCAACCUUUAAUUUUGCCAUUACUUUCUCAACCAAAUCAUUUUCAUUUUACUCGCCUAAAUGUUAAUAGUUUAAAGGAAGAAAAUAUUAUACUUAAAAAUGAGAAUGAUUUGUUGAGAUCUCAGGUUGAGAAACUAAAUGAGGAACUAGAAACUUAUAAGAACCCUGGGACAUGUGCAUUACGUUUAGCACUCAAGUAUCCAUUUGAGCCUAUGUCGUUCCUACCUAAAAAAAAGAGAAAGACACUUCCAUUUGCACGGCUUUUAAUUGAAGAAGAAAGUUGGCAUCAGUUGAAUGAGUUGAAUGAAAAAGCUGAACGAAAAGCUGAAGAAAUAAAGCGAAAAAAAGAGAUUGCAGCUCAAAAAAAAGAAGCGGCUGCCUAA